GGAAUGGUGGCUCUGCUCCCUCUGGAGCCACUGGGAAUGGUGGUUCUGCUUCCUCUGGAGCUCCUGGGAAUCCUGACUCUGUUCCUUCUGGAGCAGCUGGGAAUGAUGGCUCUGGAUCCACUGGGAAUGGUGGCUCUGCUCUCCCUGGAGCCACUGGGAAUGGUGGCUCUGCUCCCUCUGGAGCUCCUGGGAAUGGUGGCUCUGCUUCCUCUGGAGUUGCUGGGAAUGCUGGCUCUGGAUCCACUGGGAAUGCUGGCUCUGCUCCGUCUGGAGCCACUUGGAAUGCCAGAGUCAUUCCCUCCUCUCAGACCUGGAAAUCCCGGUGCUGAUCCACUGGGAAUACUGGCACCACUCCCAUCCUUUGGGAUCUGCCAGGAGUGGAAUUUCAGCACCGCUCCAUCUCCCUGGAUCCUCUGGAUCCCCUGGGAAUGCCGUCACCGUUCCCCUCUUCCCACCUCAUCCCGCUUUUCCCCCCCUGUAUCCAGGUGCUGCUCAUGGUGGGGCUGCCGGGCUCCGGGAAGACCCAGUGGGCUCAGAAACAUUCCCAGGAAAACCGGGAGAAGCGCUACAACAUCCUGGGAACAGAGGCCGUCCUGCACCAGCUGCGGACGAGGGGUCCGGACGUGGAAGAGCUGGAUGCCAAGAGCAGAGACCUGCUGACUCAGCAGGCAGCCCAGUGCCUUAGCAAGCUGGUCCAGAUCGCUCCCCGCUCCAAGCGGAACUUCAUCCUCGACCAGUGCAACGUGUACAACUCGGGGCAGCGCCGGAAGCUCUUGGCCUUCAAGGGCUUCUCCAGGAAAGUCGUGGUGAUCGUCCCGACGGAGGAGGACUGGAAAAAGCGGCUGGAGCUGCGGAAGGAGGCGGAAGGGGAGGACGUUCCCGAGUCGGUGAUGCUGGAUAAUGAAAGCGAAUUAUUCCCUGCCGGAAAAGAACGAUUACCUGGAUGAGGUGGUGUACGGGGAGCUGGGCAAGGAGGAGGCGCAGCCCUUGGUGUCCCGGUACAAGGAGGAGGCCCGGAAGCUGCUCCCGCCCUCCGAGAAACGGGCCAACCGGCGCAACAACCGCAACAAGCGCAACCGGCAGAACCGCAACCGCGGCCAGGGAUACGG
This is a messenger RNA of Manacus vitellinus (golden-collared manakin), 1109 nucleotides long. RefSeq names its product heterogeneous nuclear ribonucleoprotein U-like protein 2. The transcript has 4 exons. Gene Ontology annotation, cellular component: membrane. Lineage: Eukaryota; Metazoa; Chordata; Aves; Passeriformes; Pipridae. Bases 429 to 947 code for a protein of 172 amino acids. The record is from RefSeq and is a predicted model, not a curated record.